[Torrubiella] hemipterigena is the source of this 1680-nucleotide messenger RNA. The record is from the annotation of a GenBank genome assembly. NCBI's taxonomy places the organism in Eukaryota, Fungi, Ascomycota, Sordariomycetes, Hypocreales, Clavicipitaceae.
AUGGCUUUCCUCCUCUCUGUGCUGGUGGCCACUCUGGCUACCGCCUCCCCCGUCCAGUUCGUCACCAAGCAGUCGCUUGCUGCCGUUCCCCAAGGAUGGGCUCUUCAGGCCGCUGCUCCCGCUGACCACUCCAUGGAUCUUCACAUCCGCCUCAAGGAGCAGAACAUGGACACUCUGCACCAGCGUCUCAUGGAGAUGAGCAACCCCGACCACCCCAGCUACGGCAAGCACAUGUCCAAGGCUGAGGUUGACGCUCUUACUGCUCCCACCAAGGAGCACGUCGAUGCCGUCACCCAGUGGCUGGCCUCGCACGGCGUCAACACGGGCAACGUCGACAACGGCCUCCUCAAGGUCACCGUCAGCGUCGACCAAGCUAAGAAGCUCCUCAACGCCGACUACGGCGUCUACAAGCAGGCCUCUACUGGCCGCGAGGCUGUCCGCACCACCAGCUACAGCCUGCCCCAGGGUGUCAGCGAUGCCAUCUCCAUGAUCCAGCCCACCACCAUGUUCACCGAUCUCGGCCUUGGCCAGAAGAAGGUGAAUGCAGUCGACCCCGCCACCGCUGCCAAGUACGCUCAGGGCUCUGCUGCGGCCCCUGCCUCUUGCGGCAACGGUGUUGUCACCCAGUGCCUCCGCGACAACUACAACAUCAAGGGCUACAACGCCUCCAGCUCUACCACCAUUGGUAUUGCUGGCUUCCUCGAGGAGGUCCCCAGCAUCACCGACCUGCACACCUACAUCCGCAAGUACGACUCCAACUUGCCCUCCAACAUUGACCUGCCCAUUGUCAGCGUCAACAACGGCAACACCAACGCUGGCGGCCAGGGCGAGGCUGAUCUGGAUGCCCAGAUUGUUGUCCCUCUUGUCUACCCCAUCAACGGCGUCUUCCAGUCCACUGGUGGCAGACCUCCAUGGAACGGCAACGGCGACAACACCAACGAGCCGUACCUUGACUGGCUCAACUACCUUCUUGGUCUUGACUCCCCUCCUUCCACUUUGUCCAUCUCCUAUGGCGAUGAUGAACCCACCGUUCCCACCGACUACGCCGACUCCGUCUGCGACCAGUUCAUGAAGCUUGGUGCUCGUGGUGUCAGCAUUCUCAGCGCUGCUGGUGACUCUGGUGCCGGUGCUAGCUCCUGCUCUACAUUCGCUCCCUCGUUCCCUGCCGCUUGCCCCUACGUUACCGUCGUUGGCGGAACCAACAAAUUUGGUGCUGACGAGCAGGCUGAUACCGACGGUGGCAGCGGUUUCUCCAACCACUUCUCUGCCCCUGACUACCAGACCGAUGCUGUCAACGGAUACAUUGCCAAGCUCAACGGCAAGUUUGACGGCUCUUACAACAAGUCUGGCCGUGCCUACCCCGAUGUCGCUGCUCUCUACAGAGUCUACCCCGUCUACCACGGCGGCCGCAGUGUCAGCCUCGUCGGCACCAGUGCCUCUACUCCUGCCACUGCUUCCGUCAUUGCUCUUCUCAACGACUACCUCAUCUCCAACGGCAAGCCUGGUCUCGGUUUCCUUAACCCCUGGCUCUACAAGACCGGCAACAAGGGUUUCCGUGAUAUUGCCAAGGGCCACAACAACGUCUGCGGCUUCCAGUCUGCUUUCCCUGCUGUUACUGGCUGGGAUGCUGCCACUGGUUGGGGUGUUCCCGACUUUGGCAAGCUCAAGGCUCUGCUGUAA